Molecule: messenger RNA, 3672 nt
Organism: Linepithema humile (Argentine ant)
Lineage: Eukaryota; Metazoa; Arthropoda; Insecta; Hymenoptera; Formicidae
Gene: PKD
Product: serine/threonine-protein kinase D3
Biological process (GO): protein phosphorylation
Molecular function (GO): protein serine/threonine kinase activity; ATP binding
Source: RefSeq, a predicted model, not a curated record
CCGCUCCCCGGAAAUGGAAAGUAGAUAGUCGCGGCAGAUAACUGGUUGGCGUCGUAGAGAGGUUUUUACGUCAAGGUGGGUCGGUCACCUGGAGAUAACUGUAAAAUGUCAUUGGCGAAUGUGUGUCAGGCAUGGAUUUGACGCCGCGUAUUACGAUGACGCCGCUGGCUGCCUGGCUCACGAUCGUCUUGUCAAUUAUGCCGCCGCGACGUUCCUGAAGACGAAGGAAAGCAGUCGCGUCGCACGUCCGAGUUCCCACUUCGUUUGAAGCGCACGAGGAAGAAAAAAUCUCAAAGCAUCAUGGAGGGGACAGAAGUUACAUUUUUAUUCCAAUUUGGUCUGACUCGUGAUACGGUCACUGUCGACAGUAGCACGCUUACUCUUAAGGCCCUGAAAGAUCUCGCCUGUGAUUUUAUAAACACCAAGUGUCCGGAGCAUGGCUUAAACCAUCUAUUUGAGAGAUUAAUUUUAUUUAAGCAUGAUUACAACUCUACAAAUGUUUUACAGCUUAUUACAAACGCUACAGAAGUAGUUGAUGAAACACUGGUAGAAAUCGUGUUGACUGCACAAGUGCCAAGCGAAUACAUUCCCAUUCGUCCUCAUGCUUUAGCAGUACAUUCCUAUAAAGUUCCAACCUUUUGUGAUUUUUGCGGUGAAAUGUUGUUUGGACUUGUUCGACAAGGUCUAAAAUGUGAAGGUUGUGGUAUGAACUAUCACAAGAGAUGCGUUAUCAAAGUGCCGAAUAAUUGCACACAAGACGUAAGUCAGAGACGGCGUAGUUCAACUAUGUUGAAUGUUCCAAGGUCGCCGAGUCAGGGUUCCACUAGCAGCCUGACGAGCAUUACUGACGAUAAUCACAGUUCAAAUAGUAACACACCUAACACAAGCCAAAAUAAUAGUACACUGGCGAUACCGAGUAUAAUGGCGCCGAAACAGUCCUCUUCGCCGUCGCUAGGAGGACGGCCCGUUUGGGUCGAGCGUGAACUCGCAACGCGAAUAAAAAUUCCGCAUACAUUUGUAGUACAUACUUACACACGACCAACUGUAUGCGGACACUGUAAAAAGUUGCUAAAGGGUAUAUUUAAGCAAGGCCUACAAUGUAAAGAUUGUCAAUACAAUACGCACAAAAAGUGUAUGGACAAAAUACCAAAAGACUGUACAGGAGAAAAUCUGCGCGACAAUAUAGGCGAAUAUCUAGACAGCGGCGUUGGCAGUGAGCUAGAAACCAAAUGUGAUAUUAGGAAUGAAGAAGCUGACGCUGACAGUGACACAGAAUCGUCGUCUUUGCCACAGGACACAUUUGCAAGUGAUGAAAAUAAAAUACCCGAUGAUUAUAUCGAUCAUGCACAGAGUAAUGAAGACGUUGCUUGCGAUGAAAAUCAGAAGUCACGACCGUCGAGCUGUAGUUCCACACCAAGUAACAACAUUCCAUUAAUGCGGAUAGUACAAAGCGUAAAGCAUACUAAAAGACGUGGGUCUAAAGUGUUAAAAGAAGGUUGGAUGGUGCAUUUUACAAAUCGCGAUCCUGUCAGAAAGAAACAUUAUUGGCGACUUGACACAAAGUCUAUAACGCUAUUCCAAAGUGAAAAUGGAUCUAAAUAUUACAAGGAAAUACCAUUGGCUGAAAUUAGCGCAAUCGAAACUGCUAAAACGCCUCGUUCAUAUAUAAUGCAUUGCUUUGAGCUAAAAACUGCCAAUAUCGAUUACUAUGUUGGAGAGGAUCCAUCAUAUGGACAGAAUUGUGGCCAAGUCUCUCCUCCCGAGAGCGGUAUUGGAGCUCAUAUAGCUAGAUCGUGGGAAACUACUAUUAGACAAGCACUUAUGCCUGUAACUGUGUCAACUAAUCAAGAAGAAUCUAGCGAGCCUGAGGAAAACAUUACCGACAUGUCACAACUGUAUCAGAUCUUCCCAGACGAAGUUUUAGGCUCCGGACAAUUCGGCAUAGUCUACGGGGGUGUUCAUCGCAAGAGUGGCCGUGCGGUCGCCAUAAAGGUCAUCGACAAACUGCGUUUUCCCACCAAGCAAGAGGCUCAGCUGAAGAACGAAGUGGCCAUCUUACAGAAUCUGUCGCACAGCGGAGUGGUGAAUCUGGAGCGUAUGUUCGAGACGCCGGAGCGGAUAUUUGUGGUGAUGGAGAAGCUGAAGGGCGACAUGCUAGAAAUGAUCCUGAGCUCCGAGAAGGGACGGCUCAGCGAGCGGAUAACCAAAUUCCUCAUUACGCAAAUUCUCGUUGCGUUGAAGCAUCUCCACAGCAAGAACAUCGUGCACUGCGAUCUAAAACCGGAGAAUGUGUUGCUCAGCAGCGACACGGACUUUACUCAAGUAAAACUGUGCGACUUCGGAUUCGCGCGAAUAAUCGGCGAGAAGAGCUUCCGGAGGAGCGUCGUCGGCACACCGGCGUACUUAGCGCCGGAGGUUUUACGAAAUAAAGGCUACAAUCGUUCCUUGGAUAUGUGGAGCGUUGGCGUGAUUAUUUACGUAUCAUUAAGCGGCACAUUUCCGUUUAAUGAAGAAGAGGAUAUUAACGAACAGAUUCAAAACGCUGCCUUUAUGUACCCGCCGACUCCGUGGAAGGAAAUUUCGAAUGAUGCUAUUGACUUGAUCAACAAUCUACUGCAAGUUAAGCAAAGGAAAAGAUAUACCGUGGACAAAAGCUUGCAGCAUGUGUGGUUACAAGAUUAUCAAACGUGGUGCGAUUUGAGGAAAUUGGAGCAGAAAGUUGGCUAUCGCUACUUGACUCACGAAAGCGACGACGCGCGUUGGAUGGCUUACAGUAAUCAAGAGACAUGACAGAACUGCUCACCUGUUCUGAACAUCGAAGAAUUACCAACUUCCUUGUCAUUCCACAAAGGCUGGGCUCGAUGUGCUCGAGCUACUCUACGGCGUUUUAUCCGUGCCUGACUCCGUAAAAGUAUGUGAAAGCUAGUACAACUUCAUCUCAUCUCGGAUUAUUACGCAAUAUAUCCUAGAUAUGUUACUCUUCGCGUAGUUUAAAAAUGUAUUCAAUACAUCUGCAUUUCGAGAUACUGCUAUUUCCUCCGAAAUACUUAAACACAAUAUUCAGAACGCUUCCAUAAUUUUAACAUUCCUACAAAGAUGUAGCACAAGAAAAUGUCUGUCAAGCUAACUCUCCUACCACAAAAAAAUUGAAAUAAAAUUCUUAUACUGAAAUGUAGUGCUACUUAGGUGCUAAUUUGGGGUGUUAAAAAUAUAAAGUUUUUUAACUUGUAAACAAAAGAAUCUUAAAAGUAGGUAAGAUUUUAUAGAAUUAUAUAUAUAGAAUUUUAUAGUUUUUUUCUUAUAAUUGUUAUUUUUUAUAAUUUGUGGUAUAUUUUUGUUAGCUCAUAUAUUUUAAACUAUAACAUAGAUUAAUUUUGUUUAUAGCUUCUAAAAGCACUAAAUGGUGUGUAUUUAUUUAAAAAUUUUUUUAUAUUAUUUAACCAGUUGAGUGGUAAUGUCUCAUAUAUGUACAAAAAAAAGUGCCAAACGUGAUAAUGUAUCAUAUAUGUACAUUUCUAAAUAACUCCACUAAUUUUCAACAGAUUUGCACAAAACUUGAUAUCCUAAGGUUUUUUGGGCUGCUGAAUUCGAAUCUGUUGUCAAAAUUGCAAAAUUCAAAAUGGCGGAUCCAAUAUGGCGACUAUUAAUUGUUAAAACGACUAAAAUAUUGGA